Molecule: messenger RNA, 1581 nt
Organism: Lachnellula hyalina
Lineage: Eukaryota; Fungi; Ascomycota; Leotiomycetes; Helotiales; Lachnaceae
Product: ENTH domain-containing protein
Exons: 4
Coding region: 1-1581 (526 amino acids)
Biological process (GO): Golgi to endosome transport; endocytosis
Cellular component (GO): clathrin vesicle coat; endosome; plasma membrane
Molecular function (GO): clathrin binding; phospholipid binding
Source: RefSeq, a predicted model, not a curated record
AUGGAUCUCAACAGUCUCAAGGAGGCUGCGGCCAAUCUGUCUCUGUAUGACCUGAAGGCAGGAGUCCGAAAGGUUCAGAAUGCUGUCAUGAACUACACCGAAAUGGAGGCCAAAGUCAGAGAAGCUACGAAUAACGAACCCUGGGGCGCAAGUUCUAGUUUGAUGCAAGAAAUCGCCAGUGGAACAUAUAACUAUCAGCUACUUAAUGAAAUCAUGCCAAUGAUCUAUAAGCGAUUCACAGAGAAGGCCGCCGAGGAAUGGAGACAAAUAUACAAGGCGCUUCAACUCCUAGAGUUCUUAAUCAAGAACGGUUCAGAAAGAGUCAUCGACGAUGCACGAUCUCACCUCACGCUCCUAAAAAUGUUACGCCAAUUCCAUUUCAUCGACGCAAAUGGCAAAGAUCAGGGGUUGAAUGUCCGCAACAGAGCCAAGGAAUUGGCAGAACUCCUCAGUGACGUUGAACGGAUCCGGUCUGAGAGAAAGAAGUCCCGAUCUACGAGAAACAAGUACACUGGUGUAGAGGGUGGAGCUGGCUUAGGAGGUGGUUUUUCGAGUGGCGGUAGCAGCAGCAGAUAUGGAGGGUUUGGUAGCGAUGAAGCAGGAGCUGGUGGGGCUGGUGGAACAUUUGGGGGGUAUAGUGGUGGAGUGUAUGGUGAUGGAGGCGGUUUUGGAGGACAACAAAGUGAUUUCCAGGACUCAGGCGCUAGCGGAGGAGGUGGCGGUGGUGGUCGCAGAGACAGAUUUGAUGAAUACGAUGAAUACGACGAGGGAGCAGUGGCUGCCCCUUCACGGAGACAUGCCGAUGCCUCGAAUUCUUCUCGGCGAAAGACCGAACCAGCUGCGAGGAAGCCAGAGCCUCCUAAGAAGAAAGAACCAGAAGUCGAUCUUUUCUCGUUCGAUGAUCCAAUUCCCACAUCCGCUCCGAUUAUAGCACCUACAGCUUCUACUUCGAACCUUGCGGAUGACGACGAUUUCGACGAUUUCCAGUCUGCGACCCCCUCAGUUCAAACAGCGGCUCCUAGUUACUCUGCAUUCGCUCCAGCAACUGCUACUACCACAGCAACCACACAAUAUGCUUCACCUCAACCAGUCUCCGCCCCGAAAGCCGCCAAUCUUACAGACCUAGUUGGCUUCUCACAGAUCUCUCCCCCACCCAGCAACAACGCUACCCCAGCCAACUACUCUGCUUUCUCUCCACCCGCAGUUGCACAGCAGCCCAAAAUUACUGCAUACCAAGGAUCGCAGCCAAACUAUUUCACCUCGGUUCAAGCACCUGUUACACAAGCGAAGCAAGCUUCAAGUAUCCCAUCUAUCAAAUCUGCGCCAGCUUCGGCAAAGCCUGCUUCCAGUGGUGGUGAUGCUUUUGGAUCUCUGUGGUCAACAGCAAGCGUCGGAGUGAAGAAGACAAGCACUCCCACCGCAGGACCUGCUCUCGGUCAGCUGGCAAAGGAGAAAGCCAGUGCUGGAAUUUGGGGCGCAGGUUCGUCUACAAGCUCUACAACAUUGCAGCAGCAGCAGCAGCAGAAGCCCGCUCAAGGCCAGCAGUCACUUGGAAAUGGGCUUGAUGAUUUAUUGGGCUGA